Molecule: messenger RNA, 2548 nt
Organism: Drosophila virilis
Lineage: Eukaryota; Metazoa; Arthropoda; Insecta; Diptera; Drosophilidae
Source: RefSeq, a predicted model, not a curated record
AAGCUUGGUUGACUCGGAAUAAUUUGUAGAGGUGGGCUACAGUCGUGUUUGCUCUUGAGGGUAGACGGAAAGUUAUACUGAAGUAAUAUACUACAUUCAGGCUUAUAAAUGUGUGAAGCGUUGAAGCUGAAGCAAAAUACAGGUUUGAAGCUCGUUUGGAUCACUCAGAGAGAGGUAACAUACUCUUGUCUCUAGCAAGAGAAGUCAAGCAAGCAAACAAUUGGCAACUAAAACGGUAGAAAAUAGACUGAGGUGAUGAGGGGACGAUCCAAGAUCAGUUACGUUAAACAACUACAAAACUGAGCUUCGACGAGACGGUAUGAGCAAAGAGAGCAGAAAUACACAAAUUUUGGAAUGAAUGGUUUUAAUUGUGUGAAUGCUGCACACAAUCAGCUCAGCUGGCCUACCUGCCUACCUAUCAGUCGAAGUAUGCUUUGGGCCAGUUGUAGAGACGACGACAAGACAGUUGGUUGGACGGCUAGCCAGCAGCAGGUGUACAUUGGAAAAAAUCGAAAAAGCCCAGCGCGAUUGCCAGCGAUAAUGUUGGAGCAAGACACAACCCCAUUGAAGAAAGCGUCUAUAACAGUGGGUACUUCCAACUUCGCAAAUUUGUCGGAUCACCACAAAGUCAUUUGGCACAAUGGUGACGUCCAUAGAAGUUCUGAUUCAGGUGAUUCAAUGGAAAUCUUAGCGAAUGAUGUGCUAAUCACGAUUGAUGGGGAGAAGCAUUGGGUCUCUGGUAUUGAUUUAAAUACCACAUGCACGGAUCUGAUCAUUGCUCUGCUGCAUUAUCAAGAUGUCCAACAAAUGCGAUCAGAUGGACAUGCACAACCAUAUAAUAAAUCCAAAAAAGAUACAUCCAGCCAAGUCACCAACCAUAAUUCACCAACAACAAAUACCAAAGACAAGAAGCACACUUUUAAAAGCAAAGAUACUAACCCUAACACAUACGUGAUUGUAAAGCAAUUGCCGAACUGUCGAUUUGAGGAAUAUUUAGAUGGAAGCUCUCGUCUAUUGGAUGUCAUACCGACAAGCGAUACCCCAUCAAAGAAUCAGUGUGAGCUCCAGUUAAGAUAUCUUGGGAGGACGCCAUUGCAGACAUCGCCGCGCGUCUAUAACCAGAAGCAAAACCAAAUGUUCUCAAUGCUAUCAAUGUCAACCGAUAAGGAUAGUGGCAUGGGCAGCCCAAUGGGCAGUUCCCGAAGUAAUAAAUAUCGGAGACGGCGGGGCAAACAAAAAACUGGAAUAGCCGGAGUUACAGGCAAUACUCCUUUUCGGGGAGGUGCAGCUCUACUAAAGCGCAGUAAAUAUCAAGUACAGCCUUUCGAGUUGAAUCCAAAUGAGCGCCUAAUGAAUAUCAUAAAUAGGCAAAUAUAUUUGUUGAAUCAAAAGGAACAGCAAAUUUUAAAGAUUGAAUAUGAAAAUCAUCAAAAACGUGAACUUGAGUUGGGUAAGAAUUAUAUGCUCGAUGUAUACUUAAAUUCAGCAGAUAACAUACCAAAUAAGAGACUUAAUGCACAUGAUUUUGAUGAUCAACGACAAAAAGUGCUGGAUUCGAACGUGGAUAAGCCCCAGCCUGCGCAAUGUUCGUCUGGCGAGGUUAAUGGACUCGAUUGGCCGAGCUCAAAGGAGGUAGGGUUAAAUCUUUCUUGUGAUAAAGAAAUUUAUUAUUGGCUAGAAAAAGUACAUGUCCAAAAUGUACUGCUGCAGGGACAGGAGGAGCAGCUGCUGUGUUUACAUGCGAAGGUUCGAAAGCACCAGAUGCGAUGCGUCUACCACACAAAACAAGAUGUUUUGCGUCAAAUAGAUAGAUUGGAUAUGGACUUGGCCAACCAGGUAAACGAUAUAUAUAGGGUAGAGCGUCAAUUGUUAAUAGCCAAUGAACAGUUGAAAGCCAAAUUGGGCGUCUUAGAAAGUUUGGAACAUGAAUUUGGAGCUUUUGCGGAUGCAACCCAGGAAAUCGAUCAAAAUUCUCCAGUCUGUUCAACAAAUUUAGCUUUAAAAUGUAAUGCACAGCAAUUCAUACGAGACUUACAGGAGAAGGAUUCCGUCAAUGUAAAUAUCACCUUGAUUAAAAAUAACUCGAACAAGCAAGAUUGUACGGAUACCAAAAUGUUAAAGAAACAAAUGUUCUUCACAGUUGACAAUUUUGAAUCUUUAUAUAAUACAUUGCCGAAUAAUACAUAUACAGCAGCAGAUAGUUGCUUUCGAGAUCGCAAAGAACAGGCACAUCCCACAGCAAGAAAUUAUUCCUAUCCCGAAAUAAACUUUUCAUUGGGCUUGGCUGAAAGUGAUUUUGAUAUACAAUACUUGGGUACACUUGUUUAAGAACAAUCUGUAUAUAUUCACUGUUAAUUGUAAAUACUUAAGAGUAUGUUAAGUGUUAAAGAGAUUCUCCAUUAUUUUUACCAAAUUCUUUUUUUUUUAUAUUUGAGAUAGUUUCACAAUAUGCUACAUCCCAUAAAUUAGCAUAGAUUAUAACAAUUUAUAAGGUAUAUUAUCACAUACGUAGACAUUUAUAAAAAUAGAGGGAAUUUUGUAUGAUAUA